CCGCGGGAGGCGGCCGAGGAGGGAGGAACUUCCCAAAGUUGCCAAACAUGGCUACCUCGCCUGCCGAGCCGAGCGCGGGGCCGGCGGCUGGGGGGGAGGCUGCGGCGGCGACCGAGGAGGAGGAGGAGGAAGCGCGCCGGCUGCUGCAGACUCUGCAGGCGGCCGAGGGGGAGGCGGCGGCGGCGGCGGCCGGGGCGGGGGAGGCGGCGGCGGCGGAAUCAGGGUCCCCGGGCGGCCCGGGGUCUCCCCCCGAGCCCGCGGCCGAGGCGCCCACGGGCCUGCGCUUCUCGCCCGAGCAGGUGGCGUGCGUGUGCGAGGCGCUGCUGCAAGCCGGCCACGCCGGCCGCUUGAGCCGCUUCCUGGGCGCUCUGCCCCCGGCCGAGCGCCUACGUGGCAGCGAUCCGGUGCUGCGCGCGAGGGCCCUGGUGGCCUUCCAGCGCGGCGACUACGCCGAGCUCUACCGGCUCCUCGAGAGCCGCCCUUUCCCCGCCGCCCACCACGCCUUCCUGCAGGACCUCUACCUGCGUGCGCGCUACCACGAGGCCGAGAGGGCCCGCGGCCGCGCGCUGGGCGCCGUGGACAAAUACCGGCUGCGCAAGAAGUUCCCCCUGCCCAAGACCAUCUGGGACGGCGAGGAGACCGUCUACUGCUUCAAGGAGCGCUCGCGCGCGGCGCUCAAGGCCUGCUACCGCGGCAACCGCUAUCCCACGCCCGACGAGAAGCGCCGCCUGGCCACGCUCACCGGCCUCUCGCUCACGCAGGUCAGCAACUGGUUCAAGAACCGGCGACAGCGCGACCGGACUGGCACCGGCGGCGGAGCGCCCUGCAAAAGCGAGUCCGAAGGGAACCCCGCUACUGAAGACGAGUCCAGCCGAAGCCCGGAGGACCUGGAGAGGGGCGUGGCCCCCGCGGCGGCCGAGGCCCCCACCCAGAGCCCCGUCUUCCUCGCGGGGGCCACCCCUCCCUCGACGUGCGCCGCCUCCUCGUCCAUCCUAGUGAACGGGAGCUUCCUGGCCGCCGGCAGCCCCCCGGCCGUGCUCCUCAACGGCGGCCCAGUCAUCAUCAACAGCCUGGCCCUCGGGGACGCCUCCAGCCUGGGGCCCCUGCUGCUCACAGGGGGCGGCGGCGCGCCUGCACCGCAGCCCAGCGCCCAGGGAGCCAGCGACGCCCGGGCUUCCCUGGUCCUGGACCCUCAGACCGGAGAGGUUCGGCUGGAGGAGACUCCGCCCGAGGCUCCCGAGACCAAGGGGGCUCAGGGGGCUGUUCCCGGGGCCACCGGGGAGGAAGUCCCGGGGGCCCUGCCCCAGGUAGUCCCGGGCCCCCCGCCCGCCCCCACCUUCUCUCUGCCCCCGGGAGCUGUGCCCUCCGCGGCCGCCCCUCAGGUGGUGCCAGUGUCCCCGUCUGCUGGGUACCCCGCGGGCCUGAGCCCCACCUCGGCCCUGCUGAGCCUGCCCCAGGUGGUGCCCACCUCGCAGGUGGUGACGCUGCCGCAGGCCGUGGGGCCGCUGCAGCUGCUGGCGGCCGCGCCCGGCAGCCCCGUGAAGGUGGCCGCUGCGGCGGGGUCUGCCAACGUGCACCUGAUAAACUCGGGUGUGGGAGUGACCGCACUGCAGCUUCCGCCGGCCGCCGCCCCAGGGAACUUCCUCCUGGCCAACCCUGUGUCCGGCAGCCCCAUAGUCACAGGGGUGGCUGUGCAGCAGGGCAAGAUCAUCCUCACCGCCACCUUCCCCACCAGCAUGCUCGUCUCCCAGGUCCUGCCGCCCGCCCCCAGCCUCGCCCUGCCCCUGAAGCCAGAGCCGGCCAUCCCGGUGCCCGAAGGAGGCCUCCCAGUGACCCCCAGCCCCGCCCUCCCGGAGGGUCACUCUCUGGGGCCGCUCCCUGCUCAGCCCCUGCCAGCCGCUCCUGCUGUCACCUCCGCCACCAGCCUGCCUUUCUCCGCGGACUCCCCCGGCCUACUGCCCGGCUUCCCGGCGCCCGCGCCUGAGGGUCUGAUGCUGUCGCCUGCGGCUGUGCCAGUGUGGCCAGCGGGGCUGGAACUGAGCACUGGGGUAGAGGGGCUGGGCACGCAGGCCGCCCACACCGUGCUGAGACUGCCGGACCCUGACCCCCAGGGGCUGCUCCUGGGGGCCACAGCGGGGACCGAGGUUGAUGAGGGGCUGGAGGCUGAGGCCAAGGUCCUGACGCAGCUGCAGUCAGUGCCUGUGGAGGAGCCCUUGGAACUGUGACCGCCUGGACCCACCGCGUCCCCUGACCAUGGUGCUCAAGGUGCUAGGGCGGAAGGCGCAGCCCAGUGCAGUGGUGCUGUCUGAGGUCCACAGAGCGACCCUGACCCGGAUCAGCUGCCGCCCGCCCGCCCGCCCGUCAGGGCUGGUCCCCUUCCUGUUACAGCCCUGCCUGCCCCCUGCACGGGCACGGCGCCCUCCUCUACCCGGUACUAGCGGAGGAAGGCCUUGCCUGGCGGCUGGCUUCCAGCCAGUACCCUCACCAUAACACUACUUAGGCCCAGUGUCCCCAGAACUGCCUGAGCCCCGGGGAGGACAGGCCAGAGUGCGGCCCAGAGAGCCCUUCCUGCUGGGGACAGUGUGAUGGAUGCCCUUCCCCAACCUCCCUGGACGAGAGCCCCAGGAUCCAGCCCCAGACCAAAGAGUUCCCUGUCCCUUGGGGCAAUCCUGGCCCCUUCGUCUAGUUUGUAUCGUAAAUCUUUAUUUUUCUAGGACAUGUUAUGCCUCCAUUUCAAUUAAAGUCAAGUUAACAGACA
This is a messenger RNA of Mesocricetus auratus (golden hamster), 2758 nucleotides long. It is a transcript of the gene Six5, whose product is annotated as SIX homeobox 5. Bases 48 to 2225 code for a protein of 725 amino acids. Gene Ontology annotation, molecular function: DNA-binding transcription factor activity, RNA polymerase II-specific; RNA polymerase II cis-regulatory region sequence-specific DNA binding. The record is from RefSeq and is a predicted model, not a curated record. Gene Ontology annotation, biological process: regulation of transcription by RNA polymerase II. The transcript is spliced from 3 exons. Lineage: Eukaryota; Metazoa; Chordata; Mammalia; Rodentia; Cricetidae. Gene Ontology annotation, cellular component: nucleus; transcription regulator complex.